AAUAAAGUCGUAGGGGAGGUGCGGCGCCCGCCCCAUCCCUUUAUCCAGUACGCGUGCCUGAACUAAGGGGUCGUCUGAACCUCCACUGGAGCCACUGGCCAGGACAGAGCCUGAGAGGCUGAGAGGUGUUUUUGUGGCGUGCGUUUGAGGUGUUUCUGUCUUGAGGGCUCCCCCUAACCCAGCACAGCCACCAUGGAUGAUGUCUAUAAAGCAGCGGUUGAGAACUUAACAGAAGAACAGAAAAAUGAGUUCCGUGCUGCCUUUGACAUCUUCGUGCAGGAUGCGGAGGACGGCUGCAUCAGCACCAAGGAGUUGGGCAAGGUGAUGAGGAUGCUGGGCCAGAACCCCACCCAGGAAGAGCUGCAGGAGAUGGUGGAUGAGGUAGACGAGGACGGCAGCGGCACAGUAGACUUCGAUGAGUUCUUGGUCAUGAUGGUGCGCUGCAUGAAAGAGGAGAGCAAAGGAAAGUCCGAAGAGGAGCUCGCAGAAGUAUUCCGCAUGUUUGAUAAAAACGGCGACGGCUACAUCGAUUUAGACGAGUUGAAGCUCAUGCUGGAGUCAACAGGUGAGGCCAUCACAGAGGACGACAUCGAGGAGCUAAUGAAGGACGGCGACAAGAACAACGACGGCAAGAUCGACUAUGAUGAGUUCCUCGAGUUCAUGAAGGGCGUGGAAUAAAAAGGGAACGGGAACCAAGUUGGCUCAUCACCCUGCAAUGGCACUCCGUCUUCAGUAAAGAACACCCGGAAGAUUCUCCACCAUUUGGCAUGACUGAAAAAAAAAAAAAGUCCAAAAAUAUUUUCUAACACUGAAAGCUCAAAAUCUCCGUUCAGUUUGCCAUUUGUUACUUCUGUAAAUAAUGACCACACAUCGCUUCCAUCAUUUUUUUUGAUGCAAUAAAAACUCAAUUGGUUUGGCUACAGGGUCAUGAUAUUGAAUGACCUAGGCCAAGGAAAAAGAAAAAGUAUUGAAUAGUAAUCAGAAUCACAAUAAAAGCUGUUUAACUUUUUAAA
Engraulis encrasicolus (European anchovy) is the source of this 1013-nucleotide messenger RNA. It is a transcript of the gene tnnc1b, whose product is annotated as troponin C type 1b (slow). The record is from RefSeq and is a predicted model, not a curated record. The coding region runs from base 193 to 678 and encodes 161 amino acids. The transcript is spliced from 6 exons. Gene Ontology annotation, molecular function: calcium ion binding. Gene Ontology annotation, cellular component: myosin II complex. NCBI's taxonomy places the organism in Eukaryota, Metazoa, Chordata, Actinopteri, Clupeiformes, Engraulidae.